AUGCACUUCUCCCUUCUCUCCCUCCUUGCUCUUGGUACCGCAGUUGUCUCUGCCGCACAGGGACCGCUCAUCACCAAUAUCGUUUACCUUGACAUCAAGCACGGCGACAAGGAACUCGGCCGAAUAGAAAUCGGCCUCUAUGGUAAGACUGUACCCAGGACGGCAGAGAACUUCAGGGCCCUUGCUACGGGUGAGAAGGGUUUUGGUUACAAGUCUUCCGGCUUCCACCGUGUUAUUAAGGAUUUCAUGAUUCAAGGUGGUGAUUUCACCACGGGCGGCAAGAGCAUCUACGGUGACAAAUUUGACGAUGAAAACUUCAAGCUCAAGCAUACCCGUCCCUUCCUCCUCUCCAUGGCCAAUGCAGGUCCCAACACACAGGGCUCACAAUUCUUCAUUACCACUGCCGUGACGUCUUGGUUGGAUGGUCGACAUGUCGUGUUUGGUGAAGUGACCAAGGGAAUGGAAAUUGUUCGACAAAUUGAAGAUGUCCCCAAAGGUCCUGGUGACAAGCCUAAGGAGAAGGUUGAGAUUGUCGAUUCGGGCGAGUUGAAGGUAGAGACCCCUUUCCACUCUGAGCUCUAG
This is a messenger RNA of Protomyces lactucae-debilis, 582 nucleotides long. Its product is annotated as peptidyl-prolyl cis-trans isomerase B precursor. Gene Ontology annotation, molecular function: peptidyl-prolyl cis-trans isomerase activity. The coding region runs from base 1 to 582 and encodes 193 amino acids. The record is from RefSeq and is a predicted model, not a curated record. The transcript is spliced from 3 exons. Lineage: Eukaryota; Fungi; Ascomycota; Taphrinomycetes; Taphrinales; Protomycetaceae. Gene Ontology annotation, cellular component: endoplasmic reticulum; fungal-type vacuole. Gene Ontology annotation, biological process: protein peptidyl-prolyl isomerization; protein folding.